Messenger RNA from Caenorhabditis briggsae, 1407 nucleotides. The record is from RefSeq and is a predicted model, not a curated record. The transcript is spliced from 11 exons. NCBI's taxonomy places the organism in Eukaryota, Metazoa, Nematoda, Chromadorea, Rhabditida, Rhabditidae. Gene Ontology annotation, cellular component: membrane. Bases 1 to 1407 code for a protein of 468 amino acids.
AUGGAGCACCACCACCAUCAAGUCCCGAUACCAUCCGAUAUCGUCCGAAUGUGUGUUGACCAGUUCGACAAAGUUCUUGAGCCAUACAAUUGCAUUCAAGUUAUGGCCACAAUUCAAGAAUUGGAAGAAAGGGGAGUUGCCAAGUGUUCAAUGCCUUCUGCGCUUCCAGAAUACAGGCACAUUAUGAAUUUCACAUCUGGAUGUGAUUGGGCGGAAUUGACAUAUCUUCAAUACGCCGUACCUCCUCUAAUGAUUCUCUGCUUCUUUGGAAACAUGCUCAAUGUGCUCAUCUAUGGUCUUCCGUUCUUCAAUGGAUCUAGUUCCGUGCACUUUCUACGCGCCAAAGCAAUCGCCAACAUGGUGUUCAUGUUCUCUCGGAUUCUGGAGGUUUUACAUGCGUCAAGCACACAACCACUUUCUUGGCUGGAACCUCUUUUCUGGAAAUCUCGUCCCUAUUUGGUUAUGGUGUCUAACAUCAGUGGAACAAUGUCAACAUGGCUAACUCUGAUGGUCACAUUGGAAACAGUUAUGUGUAUCAUGACUCCUUUCAUUUUCAAAAAGUAUUGCACUAAAAAAACGACCUGGACUGUCCUUAUCAUGUCUGCAUUUGCUGCAACCCUUCUUCAUGUCGCAAUCGUGAUUGUAACAGAAGUUCAAGAACAUGCUCAAGUCAGACAGUAUAUUCAAAACUUCAAAAAAGAGAACGCGGCUUGCUGGUUCCUCCAAUCUGUUUUCCGAGUUCGAAAUGAUCCAUACUAUGAAACCUAUCGUAGAUUCUAUGCCACAGCAACAAUGGCAGUAUCAAUUGUGAUUCCAACAAUCGCGAUGCUAGUUUUCACGAUUCUGAUCAUCAAGAAGUUCACCUUCAAGAAUCUCGGAGAUUCAUUCACUCAACGAAGAAAGUGUGUGCUCCGGCUGACAGCGUCUACCACCUUCACCCAUCUUAUAUUGGAAGGACCAGCCACGCUCACUCAUUCUGCGAGUGCCAUUCAGGGUGAUAACUACAGUUAUUUGAUGUGUAUUCUGAAUCAUGGAAACAAUUUGGCAUCUCUUGUCAAUGCAACUAUCCCUUUCUUCGUUUUCCUCAUCUGUAAUGAACAGUUCCGUCAUAUGGCUCUGAUGUACAUCAAGGCUAUGGUGGAAUGUGAUCCGGUUAAAAGACAGUCAUAUUUCGUUCUAGCAGGACAGCGUUGUAGCCGAAUGUCUCGAGUUGAAACUGAUCGAUCGUUUGUGGAAACUACUCGCGUUGCUACGAGACCUACUCAUGCUCUUUUGAGCGAGUCUGUUGUCAAGAAGGUUGGUGUCCCAACAUUGGCCCGUAUGUUGGUGUGCUCGUUCCAACCAUCGGAGUUUGGCAGCCAGAAGUUGUCACUGUCACCACUAACAAGGGAAGUCCAUGCUCGAUGA